AUGGUGGAAGAUGUAGCCCAAUCAAGGAAUCCCAUGGACGGGAAUGGGGACAUCAGGCAACCUGUACUACAAAUCUCAUGCGACACUGCAUUGGCCAGUGGCCAAAAGUGCUCUGGGAUCGUCUUGCAAACGAAGCCUGGCUGCAGCCCAGGUGUGUCUGGGGCGCUCCGUGAGCUCCUCGCCCCCGUCCAGGGGAGCGCGGCCGGGGCGCUCCGUGAGCUCCUCGCCCCCGUCCAGGGGAGCGCGGCCGGGGCGCUCCGUGAGCUCCUCGCCCCCGUCCAGGGGAGCGCGGCCGGGGCGCUCCGUGAGCUCCUCGCCCCCGUCCAGGGGAGCGCGGCCGGGGCCUGCCUGAGCCCCUCGCCCCCGUCCAGGGGAGCGCGGCCGGGGCGCUCCGUGAGCUCCUCGCCCCCGUCCAGGGGAGCGCGGCCGGGGCGCUCCGUGAGCUCCUCGCCCCCGUCCAGGGGAGCGCGGCCGGGGCGCUCCGUGAGCUCCUCGCCCCCGUCCAGGGGAGCGCGGCCGGGGCGCUCCGUGAGCUCCUCGCCCCCGUCCAGGGGAGCGCGGCCGGGGCGCUCCGUGAGCUCCUCGCCCCCGUCCAGGGGAGCGCGGCCGGGGCGCUCCGUGAGCUCCUCGCCCCCGUCCAGGGGAGCGCGGCCGGGGCGCUCCGUGAGCUCCUCGCCCCCGUCCAGGGGAGCGCGGCCGGGGCGCUCCGUGAGCUCCUCGCCCCCGUCCAGGGGAGCGCGGCCGGGGCGCUCCGUGAGCUCCUCGCCCCCGUCCAGGGGAGCGCGGCCGGGGCGCUCCGUGAGCUCCUCGCCCCCGUCCAGGGGAGCGCGGCCGGGGCGCUCCGUGAGCUCCUCGCCCCCGUCCAGGGGAGCGCGGCCGGGGCGCUCCGUGAGCUCCUCGCCCCCGUCCAGGGGAGCGCGGCCGGGGCGCUCCGUGAGCUCCUCGCCCCCGUCCAGGGGAGCGCGGCCGGGGCGCUCCGUGAGCUCCUCGCCCCCGUCCAGGGGAGCGCGGCCGGGGCGCUCCGUGAGCUCCUCGCCCCCGUCCAGGGGAGCGCGGCCGGGGCGCUCCGUGAGCUCCUCGCCCCCGUCCAGGGGAGCGCGGCCGGGGCGCUCCGUGAGCUCCUCGCCCCCGUCCAGGGGAGCGCGGCCGGGGCGCUCCGUGAGCUCCUCGCCCCCGUCCAGGGGAGCGCGGCCGGGGCGCUCCGUGAGCUCCUCGCCCCCGUCCAGGGGAGCGCGGCCGGGGCGCUCCGUGAGCUCCUCGCCCCCGUCCAGGGGAGCGCGGCCGGGGCGCUCCGUGAGCUCCUCGCCCCCGUCCAGGGGAGCGCGGCCGGGGCGCUCCGUGAGCUCCUCGCCCCCGUCCAGGGGAGCGCGGCCGGGGCGCUCCGUGAGCUCCUCGCCCCCGUCCAGGGGAGCGCGGCCGGGGCGCUCCGUGAGCUCCUCGCCCCCGUCCAGGGGAGCGCGGCCGGGGCGCUCCGUGAGCUCCUCGCCCCCGUCCAGGGGAGCGCGGCCGGGGCGCUCCGUGAGCUCCUCGCCCCCGUCCAGGGGAGCGCGGCCGGGGCGCUCCGUGAGCUCCUCGCCCCCGUCCAGGGGAGCGCGGCCGGGGCGCUCCGUGAGCUCCUCGCCCCCGUCCAGGGGAGCGCGGCCGGGGCGCUCCGUGAGCUCCUCGCCCCCGUCCAGGGGAGCGCGGCCGGGGCGCUCCGUGAGCUCCUCGCCCCCGUCCAGGGGAGCGCGGCCGGGGCGCUCCGUGAGCUCCUCGCCCCCGUCCAGGGGAGCGCGGCCGGGGCGCUCCGUGAGCUCCUCGCCCCGCGCCUCGUCUCAAAUGCUUCCUUGGCUCAGGCUCGGAGGGGGAGGCGUGACGCACUUGCCAAGGAGCAGAAGGCCAAAACCCACCCAGAAGCCAAUGAGCAAACAAAAGAAAAAGGAUCUGUAG
Pelodiscus sinensis (Chinese soft-shelled turtle) is the source of this 1929-nucleotide messenger RNA. NCBI's taxonomy places the organism in Eukaryota, Metazoa, Chordata, Testudines, Trionychidae. The record is from RefSeq and is a predicted model, not a curated record.